Messenger RNA from Pyrenophora tritici-repentis Pt-1C-BFP, 1641 nucleotides. RefSeq names its product CysG, Uroporphyrinogen-III methylase. Gene Ontology annotation, molecular function: uroporphyrin-III C-methyltransferase activity. The record is from RefSeq and is a predicted model, not a curated record. Gene Ontology annotation, biological process: siroheme biosynthetic process; sulfate assimilation. Lineage: Eukaryota; Fungi; Ascomycota; Dothideomycetes; Pleosporales; Pleosporaceae.
AUGGCGCCUGCACUCCUCACGGCAGUUGAUGCCACAUCCCACAUCCACCUUAUAAUCGGUUCCAACCCACUGGCAGCUGCACGAUGCUCGCGUUCGAUAGAAGUUGGUGCGAAGCCAAUACUCCUCGCACCAGAAGAUUCCACACUGCAUUAUGGUCUAGCCAAGCGCAUCGAGGCGGGCCAAGUGCACUGGGUGAAGCGAAGUUUCCAAGAGGAGGAUUUGACAACACUUGGAAGAGCCGAAGUAGAUGGCGUCGUAGACGCUGUCUUUGUGACUGCGGCAGGCAAACAGGCAUCAUCAACCCAAAUAUCUAGUCUUUGCCGGAGACUACGCAUACCCAUUAAUGUCGCCGAUGCACCGAAUCUCUGCUCUUUCACGCUCCUCUCCACACACUGCGAUGGUCCUCUGCAGAUUGGUAUAACAACAUCUGGAAAGGGUUGUAAGCUCUCCGCAAGAAUCCGGAGAGAGAUUGCUGCAUCGCUACCCCCACGUCUGGGUGAAGCAGUGGAGAGACUAGGCACACUACGAAGACGUAUAUGGGAGGAAGAUCAUGCAGCCGAACUGUCGCAAGAUAUCGAGGCAGAAGAAGAAGACAGUGGGCAGCCAGCCACGUUCAACAAGUUAAUCUUGGAAGAGAGCAAAGAAGCAGCCCGCGGUCGUCGCAUGCGUUGGCUAUCCCAGAUAUGCGAAUACUGGCCGCUACGCCGUCUUGCGUCCAUCACCGACACAGACGUCGACAUGUUAUUCCGCGAAUUCGCCAGUAGCAGCCCCUCCAAAGUUGGCCCAACCACGACGACCCCGCAACGAGUAGGACGCAUUAUUCUUGCAGGCUCUGGUCCGGGUAAUCCCGACCUACUCACGCGCGCAGCACACAAAGCCAUCCUUUCCGCUGACCUAAUCCUUGCCGACAAACUUGUUCCCGCACCAAUCCUUGACCUCGUCCCCCGCCGUGCAACCGUCCACAUUGCGAGAAAGUUUCCCGGCAAUGCAGACAAAGCGCAAGAAGAGCUCUUGGAACUCGGCCUAGAGGGACUGAAAGCCGGCAAAGUGGUAGUCAGGAUAAAACAGGGCGAUCCAUACAUCUACGGCCGCGGUGGCGAAGAAUAUGACUUCUUUCGUGAGCACGGCUUCAUACCUAGUGUACUACCUGGUAUCACGAGUGCACUCAGCGCACCGCUAUUCGCCGCUAUACCCGCAACACACCGCGGUAUCGCCGAUCAAGUGCUCAUCUGUACCGGCACCGGCCGCAAAGGCGCUCCUCUCGAUCCCCCGGAAUUCGUCCCUUCACGCACAAUGGUCCUACUGAUGUCUCUACACCGUCUCUCCGCGCUAGUCGAGAGUCUAAUCGGUAAAGGAUACCCCAUAGACCUCCCAGUCGCCGUGCUCGAACGGGCAUCGUGUCCAGACCAAAGAGUCAUCAGGACGACUUUGGAACACGUUUGCGCUGCCGUCGAGGAAGAGGGGAGCAGACCUCCGGGCUUGUUGGUUGUGGGCUAUGCUUGCAAGGUGCUUAUCAAGCAUGAGCAGAGAUGGGUGGUGGAAGAAGGAUUCCAUGGCUUGGAUAAUCUAGGUGGGGAUGGCGAGUUGGAGAUUAGUAGACUCGUGCAUGAUGCUACUGCUGCUACGGCAGUGGCGGCUUAA